Molecule: messenger RNA, 1984 nt
Organism: Condylura cristata (star-nosed mole)
Lineage: Eukaryota; Metazoa; Chordata; Mammalia; Eulipotyphla; Talpidae
Gene: ZNF358
Product: zinc finger protein 358
Exons: 2
Coding region: 207-1910 (567 amino acids)
Cellular component (GO): nucleus
Source: RefSeq, a predicted model, not a curated record
CACCUCCUGCUCCCCAAAGGCCCCAGCUACUGUCCCGUCAGCCCCCUCCCUGCCUCGGACACCGGCUGGAACUCAGCCUCUUUCCUCCAGGAGGGAACAGAAGCAUCUGACACCCAACCUCAUACCUCAGCCCCGGGAGCAGCAGCUGCGGAGUCCCCCCCGACUCAGGAGAGAGCCCAGCGUUGCCCGGCACUUCCACGCCCAGGAUGCGGCGCUCAGUCCUGGUAAGAAACCCAGGCCACAGAGGCCUGAGGCCCCCCCAUGAAGAACUUGACUCCGACUCAGAAGACCUGGACCCCAAUCCUGAAGUGGACCCCGUUUCUGAAGAGCUAGAGCCUGAGCCAGAAGACCUCAACACUGUCUCUGAAGACGUGGACCCCAGUGAUGAAGACCUGGGCCCUGUUCCCGGGGAGCUGGACCCCGAGGCAGAAGCCCCGAGCUCCGGCCCCGCCACCCAGGACUCCGAUCCCCCGGAGCUCGACCCCAUGUCGUCGAGUUUCGACCUCGACCCAGACGUCAUCGGCCCGGUCCCCCUGGUUCUCGACCCCAACAGUGACCCCCUCAGCCCCGAUGCGCCCCCAGACCCAGACCCCCUCUCGUCGGGUCUCACUGCCACCCCCGAGGUCCUGGCGGCCAGUGCGCCGGUGCUUCCCGCCCCCGCCAGCCCGCCGCGGCCCUUCUCCUGCCCCGACUGCGGGCGCGCCUUCCGCCGCAGCUCGGGGCUGAGCCAGCACCGCCGCACCCACAGCGGGGAGAAGCCCUACCGCUGCCCGGACUGCGGCAAGUCCUUCAGCCACGGCGCCACGCUGGCGCAGCACCGCGGCAUCCACACGGGCGCGCGGCCCUAUCAGUGCGCGGCGUGCGGCAAGGCCUUCGGCUGGCGCUCCACGCUGCUGAAGCACCGCAGCAGCCACAGCGGCGAGAAGCCGCACCACUGCCCGGUGUGCGGCAAGGCCUUCGGGCACGGCUCCCUGCUGGCGCAGCACCUGCGCACGCACGGCGGCCCGCGGCCGCACAAGUGCCCGGUGUGCGCCAAGGGCUUCGGGCAGGGCUCGGCGCUGCUCAAGCACCUGCGCACGCACACCGGCGAGCGGCCCUACCCGUGCCCGCAGUGCGGCAAGGCCUUCGGCCAGAGCUCGGCGCUGCUGCAGCACCAGCGCACGCACACCGCCGAGCGCCCAUACCGCUGCCCGCACUGCGGCAAGGCCUUCGGCCAGAGCUCCAACCUGCAGCACCACCUGCGCAUCCACACGGGCGAGCGGCCCUACGCCUGCCCCCACUGCUCCAAGGCCUUCGGGCAGAGCUCGGCGCUGCUGCAGCACCUGCACGUGCAUUCCGGGGAGCGCCCCUACCGCUGCCAGCUGUGCGGAAAGGCCUUCGGCCAGGCCUCCAGCCUCACCAAGCACAAGCGGGUGCAUGAAGGGGCGGCGGCGGCGGCGGCGGCGGCAGCUGCGGCUGCAGCCGGCCUGGGCCUCAGCCCCACGGCGGUGCUGAGACCAGGGCAGGUCUCCCUCCUGGGGCCUGAGGCGGCUGCAGUGCUUGGCUCUGGCCUGGGCCGCAGCCCUGGCUCUAGCUCUGGCCUUGGAUCUGAUCCCAGCUCUGUUCUGGGUGCCCACCCCAAUGUCAGCCUCAACCCGGCCCCUGGCUCUGGGUCUACCCCUGCCCCACAAGCUCUCAAGCCCUCUGAUCCUGUGCCCGGUGGUGAUGCCAGUCCUGACCUCGAGACCAGCCCUGGCCAUGGAUCUAGCCCCAGCCCCGAUGUGAGUCCCACGCCCAGCCCGGACCCCAACCCCAAAUCCUGCCCUGACCCUGGUUCUCCCACCCACAACACUGUCAGACCAGCGCUCCCUACCGGUGAGAGUCCCGAGUGGCUGCAGCAGCAAGGGGCCCUCCUGGGGCCUGAUGGCUGAAGGGGGCGCCGGUACCAUGGGGGUCCCUGGGGAAGUUGUGUGUCGUGCAGUUAGUAAAAUCUUCCCACUGCCUC